UAGAUAGCAUAACUUAGUGCAAUUUUAUUUUAUUUUAUUUUAUUUUAUGUGACAAGAAAAUGUUGUUCACACAAAAAUUUAUCAAUUGCUAUUCUUCUUCUUCUACAAAUUUUUCUUAUUUCUUUGAUUUGAAAUAUAAAAAUAGAAGAUGUACUAAACAUCCAACAAUUUCAUUUGCUAAAAAGAAUUCAACAAUUCAAGAAAAUUCAAAUUCCUCAUUGAAAAUUCCAAGAAAUUUUCUUGUUCAAGCUAUUGUUGGAGUAUUUGCUCUAGGAUUCAUUGAUGCUGGGUAUAGUGGAGAUUGGUCAAGAAUUGGAGUUAUCUCAAAGGAAAAUGAAGAUUUAUUGAAAAUUGCAGCAUAUUUUGUUGUGCCUUUAUGUCUAUUUGUGAUAUUUUCUUUUUCUAAAAAAAUUGAAGAUUGAAAGUUUUCUAUGGUUUUAUUUAUAUUUUUUUGAAGCACAAAAAUUGGAUUUUCAAUUCAAGUUUUUACUUUAUUUUUCA
Molecule: messenger RNA, 501 nt
Organism: Capsicum annuum
Lineage: Eukaryota; Viridiplantae; Streptophyta; Magnoliopsida; Solanales; Solanaceae
Exons: 2
Coding region: 60-422 (120 amino acids)
Source: RefSeq, a predicted model, not a curated record